Messenger RNA from Linum tenue, 699 nucleotides. The record is from the annotation of a GenBank genome assembly. Lineage: Eukaryota; Viridiplantae; Streptophyta; Magnoliopsida; Malpighiales; Linaceae.
AUGUGCCCUACCAUUGUCGCUUCCGAGUCGCAUGAUGCUUUAUCUUUUGUGGGAACCAUCAGCAGAAUUAUGCAGAAACGGAUCCCAACUGUGAAGGAUAAGUUGGUGGUGGUAACACAUAUACGGUCACUGAGUGCAACUGCUGUGGAAGCUUAUGAGACCUCAAAGACUGCAAUAAUAGCUCACAUAGUUCUGGUACAAAAGAAUGAUGGAUUCCUACUUUCAGGGCAUAGAGGCUGGGUCGGCUGGGAGGAAAAUGAAGUUAAUCGGGCUGCUGAUGUGUUUAAAGGGUCUUCUCCUAAAAAUGCAGCUGCAAAACUCACCUGGAUUACAUUGAUUAGUAUGCUAUGUGGGCAGGGGUGUAAGAUUGUUUAUGCUGUUUGCAAUGUGGAAAGGUUGCUGACGGAAGUGAAGAAGGAAGUUUGCAUUUUGUUCCCUGAUGCAGCAGGAAUGAAGUGAUGGUUAUGGAGGCUGUAACUUUUUUUGGUUUUCAUUAAGUACCUCAGGAGGUUCAAAAUAUUAGUCUUCCCCCAUGACUGAUAUAUAGAAAGGACUUGUUUUUGUACAGGUAGGUAGGGGUAGCUCUGUUCAUUACAUGCAUAGGUGUUGCUGGUGGUACUUGGGGUUUUCUUAUGAUAUACACAAACCAACCUAUUCCUAAAUAAAAGUGAAGAAAAAUCUAUGUAUAUGAUAUUAAUC